Melopsittacus undulatus (budgerigar) is the source of this 2841-nucleotide messenger RNA. RefSeq names its product sodium voltage-gated channel beta subunit 4 (gene SCN4B). NCBI's taxonomy places the organism in Eukaryota, Metazoa, Chordata, Aves, Psittaciformes, Psittaculidae. The transcript is spliced from 5 exons. Bases 188 to 739 code for a protein of 183 amino acids. Gene Ontology annotation, biological process: regulation of sodium ion transmembrane transporter activity; cardiac muscle cell action potential involved in contraction; regulation of ventricular cardiac muscle cell membrane repolarization. The record is from RefSeq and is a predicted model, not a curated record. Gene Ontology annotation, cellular component: plasma membrane; voltage-gated sodium channel complex. Gene Ontology annotation, molecular function: sodium channel regulator activity; transmembrane transporter binding.
CAGCAUGACAGGAAGAAGAUCAGCCUCCGCUUACCCCACGCAUUCAAUUCAGAUUGCAUUCAUGACGUUGUAACGGUGGCAGACAGGAUUAAAAGUGUCACAAGCUGCAAGGAAUCAUCUUUCCUGUUUGCAUGUCUUCGCCCUCGCCUUUGCCUUGGAGGUGUCAGUGGGAAAAACCAACACUGUGAUGGCUCUGAAUAACUCCAAUGUCCUGCUGCCCUGCACCUUCACCACCUGCAUAGGCUUCCAGGACCUGAUCUUCACAUGGUAUUUCAACUCAACAGAGAUGAUUUACCAUGGCAAGAUAAAGAGCAAAGCCUCAGAGCCCUUGCUGGUGGCACGCAACCCACGGGUCGAGUUUGUCGGCUCGACGACCAAGAAGGACAACAACAUCUCCAUCCUCCUGAAGAACGUGGACUUCAGCGAUGCUGGGAAGUACACGUGCCACGUCAAGAACCCCAAGGAGAAGAACGCGCAGCACAACGCCACCAUCUUCCUCACAGUGGUCCAGAAGAUGGUGGAGGCAGACAACACUGUGACGCUCAUCAUCGUGGGCGUUGUGGGGGGGCUCAUCGGCCUCCUCAUCCUCUUCAUGCUCAUCAAGAGGGUUGUCCUGUUCAUCAUCAAGAAGACUCAGGAUGGGAAGAAGGAAUGCCUCGUGAGCUCCUCGGGCAACGACAACACGGAGAACGGCUUGGCUGGCUCCAAGGCGGAACAAAAAGCACCACCAAAGGCAUGAAGCAGCGGCACCCGUGCCCCAGCCCACCCUGCAGCGGGGACAGGGGCCGAGCCUUCCCCUUUUGUUUUCUUUCCAAACUGCCAAUGCUUGAGACAUGUUUCUAUUACACACGUGCCUGCGACCUGCACUGCUUCUUGGAAGAGACUUGGGCUGCCAUGGGGACUGGGAGCUUCUUGUGGACUCGGACUGGGAUGCUGCCGGGAUGGAGGGAGCUGCCUGUUCUGCAAUGAGUGAAGGCAAGAGGGUGCUGGGCCGGCAGGGAAGGGGCUGGGGAGUACCGUGGGUGCUGUGAUGGAUGGUGAGCAGGGGUCCCGACGUGCCUGGGGGUAGAGGCUGCGAGGAGCUUGGGGUGUCUUUGUGUGAGUGGCAAUGCAGAGCUGGGGCAGGCAGGAGCUGCCUGCCUUGUGCAGAGUGUGUCUGGGGCAGAGCACGGGUGCCCAAAGCUCACCAUAGGGGCAGAGGCUCCUGCCUUUGCUGCAGUUCCUAUGGGUCCGGCACAGGAGGAAGGGAGGAAGCAGGGCUGACGAAGCAGGGCUUGGCUUCAGCUCUUGUAAGCACACUUGAGAACCAAAUCAGUGACUGUCAGGGCUGUCAUCGCAUCCCUGCAGGGGCUGGGUGCUGUGCUCCCACCAUGGGGCAGGCUGGUUCCUCCUGCAGGGCUGUGGGGACCAGCAGCCAGGGCUGGCCACGUCGUGGGGUCACGGCUGGCUGCAGUGGGGUGUAUAGGGCCAUACCCCAGGGGCAGCGGGGCUUUCUGGGGGGUGCUCCCUGGGUUUGUGCUGCUGCUCCUGCUCCUCCUCCCCUCUUCAAAGCCCAUCCCGCAGCACACUCAGAGCAGGGAUGCUGCCGAUGCUGCCUCGCCAAGGCUCAACUUGUUACACAGAGGUUUUCUAUAUGAGACUCCAGUGGGAAUGCAGCAUUUCCCCAUCACCCAAGGAAAACUGUGGCACUCCAUCUGCGACGCAGGGAGGAGGGAGCACAGUGGAGCCCUGGCGAGGGCAGUGAUGCUAGGGCUGUGCCAGCCCAUUCCUGGGCCUGCCACCAGCCCGCUGGGUGACCUUGGGCAAGUCACUCUGCCUCUCCAUGCCUCAGUUUCCCCAUCUGUAAAAUGGGGACAAUAACACUGCUCUACCUCACAGGGGCGGUUGUGAGGCUUCCUUGGCUAUCAUUUGUAAAGUCCUUUGAGAUCCUCGGGUGAAGGGGGCCACAGAAAGCCAAAAGGGUACCUGCAGUGGGGACUCAGGCAGCCCAGCCCCGUUCCUAAGGGCUGUAGUGGGAUGUGAGACAGGAAGAAAAUGAGCUGCUCCUACAGUUGAAGGUGGCAAUGUCCUUUACGAUGCGAUUUGUUCCCUACUCCCUUUCAUUUGUGGGUGGCUGUGGGUGAAGCUGCAGGGCAGGCAGCUCCCCCAUCCCCACUUCACACUGGGAACCACAGCCAAGCCAUGCCCCUGGCUGCAGGUGCUCUGACAGAGGUGCCGGAGCGGACGGUAGGUGAGGAUUAGGUGGGCAAAGCAAACCAGGUGCUGCCUUCUGUGGUGACUGCUGUGGAGAGGUCAGGCCUGCUUCUGGGGUGGUGGCACAGGGAGCUCCCUGCAGCCUUCACCAUGGGGCACCCCACUGUAAACUGGGGACAGUAAAUCUGACCUACCUCACAGGAGGUGGGAGGCUCCCUGCAUGGCUUUGCAAAGUGCUCCCAGAUCCUAGGGUGAAAGGCACUCUGUAAAUGCAAGGUAUUGUUAACGCACCAUUGUCAUAGUGAGUGUGGGCAGCAAGGCUGAGACCUCCUGGCUGCCCCAAGAGAACCCCAGCCCAUCCUUGGAGGAGACCUUCUGUGGGGGGAAGGAAAGGACGUUUUUAAAGACCUAUUUUUAGCUGCCCCAAUCUGUUGGCCUUUUUUAGCCGGUAUCUGGACACAGUUCUGGAUAUCACAGGAUAUGCAAUGCUGUUCUAUGCAUGGAUUACUCCUCUGGCUUGAUGGAAACAGUCAAUAUAAGCACUUCUUGACACGUAACUCUAUAUGCAUAUGUGUAUGGAUGCUGUUCAUAGCACAGGGGGGCUCUGGGCUGCUUUGGGUGCCGGCUCCUGUGGGACUGCUGCUGUCA